Molecule: messenger RNA, 4914 nt
Organism: Tripterygium wilfordii
Lineage: Eukaryota; Viridiplantae; Streptophyta; Magnoliopsida; Celastrales; Celastraceae
Product: serine/threonine-protein kinase BRI1-like 1
Exons: 2
Coding region: 773-4504 (1243 amino acids)
Biological process (GO): protein phosphorylation
Molecular function (GO): protein kinase activity; protein binding; ATP binding
Source: RefSeq, a predicted model, not a curated record
GUCCCAAAUUGGCUCCCAAAAUAAGGCAAGAGUUUUGGUUUGACUGGACCCGGAUAAAGAGAAAGAGGAGAACAUAAAUGCACAAAAGCAAUAAGAGAACGAGAGAGGGAGACUAGCAUCCAUCACUCCCACAAUUUACUCUUCUCUGCUUGGUCCCGUACACCCUUAGCAGCAACUCUCUUUAGAGAUUGUUUUGUAAUUCUCACCUUUGCUUCCUUUGCCUUUGCUACUAUGUUUCAGAAGCUUCAUACUUCAACUUUGUAACAGUUGCAUCAUUUUUCCUGCAAAAGAAGAGCCUUUUUUCUUCAUUUUCGUCUUCUGGGUUUUAAUGGGGGUUUUUUCUUAGGGAAUAAUGAAUAAUCUCCUAGAAUCCGAGAAAAUGGUAAGCAGUACUGAUGAUGAGUGACAGCCGACAUUUCUGUACAUAGUACCCACGAAGUUUCUGUCUGUCUGUCUUAGGACUUGUCUUCCUUAACGGACUACUCUGAUUUUGGACUUCCAUUACAUCACCCAUCACAUGACAGAAACCAGCUUUUGCAAGCAAGAAUUUCAUAAAACCCAGAAGAGAAUCUCCCAAAGAUUUGAAAUUUGAAGACUCUGGUUACAUGGAAGAAACUUCAGAGGAAUAGGACACAGGAAUUAUUCUACUUGCUUGCAGUUUAUGAAUCAAUCUCUAGAGGAGAUAGAGAAGAAUAUGCUUAUGUCAGCUUAGUUGGUCCAGAACUGAACAGAGAAGGAACAAGAAGAAGAAGAAGAAGAAGAAAGAAUUAAAAUGAAGAGAGAAUGGAGGGUUUCAAUGUCAUCAAAGGAACAACAAGGCAGAAACUUCAUCACUAUCAGCAGCGGCAACAGAAGCAGAAGCUUCAUGGGAUUCUUUGGUUUGGGGUUUGUGUCCUUUCUUCUCUGUCAGCUGCUACUCCUGCCAUCGACCACCUUCGCAAGAGAGCUUGCUUCACAAACAGAGACACAAAGCACCAACGAAGUGCUGUGUUUGUUAGCCUUCAAACAGUUGUCUGUCCAGUCCGAUCCAAACAAUUUCUUGUCAACCUGGAAAGCUGAUUCUUCUGCCUCUCCAUGCUCAUGGUAUGGCGUUUCUUGCUCUUCUGACGGUCAUGUCACCGCUGUCAAACUCAGCAACGCCGGACUCGUUGGCAGCCUCCACCUCCCCAAUCUCACAGCCUUGCCAACGCUACGCACCCUUUAUUUACAGGGCAAUUCCUUCUCUGCUUCCGAUCUCUCUGCCUCCACCUCUUGUGCUCUUGAGACCAUUGACUUGUCCUCCAACAACAUCUCCGGCUCUCUCCCGUCCAACUCUUUUGUAGUCUCCUGCGGUCGAUUGAAUUAUGUGAAUCUUUCUCGCAACUCCAUUACUGGAGGAACUCUUCGUUUUGGUCCUUCUUUGCUUCAGCUCGACCUGUCUCGGAAUAGGAUUCUGGAUUUUUCACUAUUGAAGUCUUCCCUAUCUAGUUGUCAGAACCUCCAACUGCUCAAUUUCUCCGACAACAAGCUCGCCGGAAAACUGGGUGUAACUCCUUUGUCUUGCACAGGUCUGUCUGUGUUAGACCUCUCCUAUAAUAUACUCUCUGGAGAGAUACCACCUAGCUUUGUUGCAGACUCGCCAUCAUCUCUCAACUAUCUUGAUCUUUCCCACAAUAAUCUCUCCAGCAACUUCUCUAGCCUUGAUUUCGGGAAUUGCGGCAACCUCACCUUCAUUAGUUUGUCUCAAAACAGCGUCUCUGGCAGUGACUUCCCAGCUAGUUUGAUGAAUUGCAAGCUUAUGGACACGCUUGACCUCUCUCGGAACAUGCUUCAAGGCAAAAUUCCAGGUGAAAUGUUGGGUGGUUUUCCGAAGUUGAGGGUGAUUUUGCUUUCACACAAUCAGUUUUCCGGUGAUAUUCCUCCAGAGUUGGGGCAUGCGUGUGGGAAACUCCAGGAACUUGAUCUAUCCGUGAACAAACUCACUGGAGGGUUGCCGGAGACGUUCAUUGGCUGCAGUUCAUUGCAGCAUUUGAACCUCGGAAAUAAUCUCCUCGCAGGAGAUUUCCUUAGUACUGUUGUUGGUAGUAUACAUAGUUUGAGGUAUCUCUACGUUCCAUUCAACAACAUAACAGGUUCGGUGCCGAUGACUUUGGCAAAUUGCACACAACUUCAAGUGCUUGAUCUCAGUUCUAAUGAAUUUACUGGAAAAGUCCCAUCUUGGUUUUGUUCAAAUCCAACUUCUUCAGCCUUGGAGAAAAUACUCUUAGCCAACAAUUAUUUAUCAGGAUCAGUACCAUCUGAGAUUGGAAGAUGCAAAAACCUUAGGAGCAUUGAUCUUAGUUUCAACAGCUUGACAGGUCCGGUUCCACGAGAAAUUUGGACCAUGCCAAACCUUUCUGACUUGGUGAUGUGGGCAAACAAUCUCACAGGGGAAAUUCCAGAAGGAAUUUGUGUGAAUGGAGGGAAUUUAGAGACAUUGAUUCUCAACAACAAUCUCAUCACAGGGAAAAUUCCAGAGUCUAUAGGCAACUGCACCAAUAUGAUUUGGGUGUCCCUUUCCAGUAAUCGGCUUUCAGGGGAAAUUCCUGCUGUAAUUGGAAAUUUAGUUAAGCUUGCUAUCCUUCAAAUGGGUAACAAUUCACUCUCUGGACGAAUUCCACGAGAGAUUGGCAAUUGCCAGAGCCUUAUUUGGCUUGACCUGAACAGCAAUGACUUCAGUGGUCCUCUCCCAUCCGAUCUUGCUGACAAUUCUGGCCUUGUAGUUCCUGGAGCCGUUUCUGGGAAGCAGUUUGCAUUUGUGAGAAAUGAGGGUGGAACAUCCUGCAAAGGAGCUGGAGGACUAGUUGAAUUUGAAGGGAUUUGGGCCCAAAGGCUGGAGAAUUUUCCUAUGGUUCAUUCUUGUCCAUCAACAAGAAUUUACUCUGGCAUGACAGUUUACACCUUCACCAGCAACGGCACCAUGAUAUACCUUGACCUAUCCUACAAUUCCUUAUCCGGAACCUUACCUGAAAAGUUUGGCUCUAUGACUUAUUUGCAGGUAUUGAACUUGGGACACAACAAGUUAACCGGAAAUAUCCCCAAUAGCUUUGGAGGUUUGAAGGCAAUUGGAGUUCUUGAUCUCUCACACAAUAAUAUCCAGGGUUUUAUUCCUGGAUCAUUAGGAACUCUCUCUUUUCUUAGUGAUCUUGAUGUGUCUAACAACAAUCUUACUGGUCCUAUCCCUGCUGGAGGUCAGCUGACUACUUUUCCUGCAUCGAGAUAUGAGAAUAAUUCUGGCCUUUGUGGAUUACCAUUGGCCCCUUGUAGCUCUGGAAGUCACCCAACAAGUUUCAAGGCCCGGAGAAAGCAGCCUGUGGAGUCAGGAAUGGUUAUUGGUAUAACAUUUUUUGUUAUGUGUAUCCUUGGACUUACAUUAGCUCUUUAUCGAGUGAAGAAGCACCAGAAGGAGGAGGAAAAGAGGGAGAAAUACAUUGAAAGCCUUCCGACUUCAGGUAGCAGCAGCUGGAAACUUUCCAGUGUUCCAGAGCCUCUAAGCAUCAAUAUUGCCACAUUUGAGAAACCUCUGCGGAAGCUAACCUUCGCUCACCUGCUCGAGGCUACUAAUGGCUUCAACGCGGACAGCUUGAUAGGCUCUGGAGGGUUUGGUGAGGUCUACAAGGCAAGACUAAGUGAUGGUUGUGUUGUUGCUAUCAAGAAGCUUAUUCAUGUCACUGGACAAGGAGACAGAGAGUUUGUUGCAGAAAUGGAAACUAUUGGGAAGAUUAAGCAUAGAAAUUUGGUUCCUCUUUUGGGUUACUGCAAGGUUGGAGAGGAGAGGCUUCUUGUGUAUGAAUACAUGAAAUGGGGGAGUCUCGAAUCUGUUCUUCAUGACAGGGUCAAAGGAGACGUCUCAAAUCUUGAUUGGGCAGCAAGAAAGAAGAUUGCAAUUGGUUCUGCAAGAGGUCUUGCAUUCCUUCACCAUAGCUGUAUACCUCACAUCAUCCACCGCGACAUGAAGUCCAGCAAUGUACUUCUAGACGAAAAUUUUGAGGCCAGGGUUUCAGAUUUUGGCAUGGCAAGAUUGGUGAAUGCGCUUGACACACAUCUUAGCGUCAGUACUCUUGCUGGAACUCCAGGUUAUGUUCCACCCGAAUACUAUCAGAGCUUUAGAUGCACCACAAAAGGAGAUGUCUACAGUUAUGGCGUCAUCCUGCUGGAACUUCUAUCAGGCAAGAGGCCUAUAGAUCCUUCUGAGUUUGGCGAUGACAAUAACUUGGUUGGAUGGGCAAAGCAGCUCCACAAAGAGAAUAGAAGUAAUGAGAUUCUUGAUACUGAAUUGGAAACAGAAGAGUCUGGUGAGGCUGAAUUGUCUCAGUACUUGAAAAUUGCCUUUGAGUGCCUAGAUGACAGGCCUUUCCGGAGGCCAACCAUGAUACAAGUAAUGGCAAUGUUCAAAGAGCUUCAUGUUGAUGCAGAAAAUGACGUCCUUGACGAUUUCUUGGUGAAAAAUGCAGUGAUGGAGGAUUUGAGGGAGAAAGAACCUUAGUUAUUAAUGAGACUUAUUGGCUGCAUAAAUUUUGCAGAAAGUGAUGUGAACCUUUGAAUAGGAUAUAAGGUACAUCCUUCCCAUUUCACCUACUUGUAAAUAAUAGAUGAAGGAAGACAUGAUGAGGGGAGGCAAAGCUAUAGCUCUUUCAGUAGCUCAAAUUUAUAGUUACUUAUAACUUAUAAGAGACCUAGAACUUUGUUCUUCUGAGCUUGGCUUGUUCUUUUGUUUUUUCCUGUAAAAGUUUUGCUAACUGAUGCUAUUCUACUUGUUUCAUACAUUUUCUGGUUGUUAUUGGUGGUGUUCUGUUCAUACAAAUUUAGAAAACCAGAAGUAUUUGUAAAGUUGCAGCAAGCUGCAAUAGCAACACCAUUGUUGUGAAAGUGAAAUCAUAAUUUUUGUUAUCCUUA